AAAAAAAAAAAUGAACCGUUUAAAUAAAUUCCUAAUAAUAAAAUAUCAAAAAAUGAAUAUUUACCAAUUUGCCAGUCCACUGCAACUUAUUAUGGCACAAUUAAAUAAUAAAAUUCAUUAUUUAAAAAAUGAAUUUAAUUACAAAUUAAUUCAGUAUUUAAAAAAUAAAUUUAAUUACGAAUUAAUUUGUUUAAAUAUAUAUUUAUAUUCUUUUAUUGUUUUGACCCAUGCCUCAAGUUCAACCUCAACCUAAAGACAAUAAUUAUGGUAAUUAUGGGUUGGACGGGGCAUUGGUAUUAAUAUGGAGGAAUUAUUCUCCAUAUUAAAAAUGAAAUUAUAUUUAGAUACAUGGGGAGGUAUUAAUAUGGAGGAAUUAUUCCCCAUUUUAAAAUUGAUUAUAUUUAGUAUAGCAUAUUGACAUUUAUAUAGGGCGGGGAUAUUGAGGUAUUAAUAUGGAGGAGUUAUCCCGCAUUUCAGAUGAAUU
Rhizophagus irregularis DAOM 181602=DAOM 197198 is the source of this 484-nucleotide messenger RNA. NCBI's taxonomy places the organism in Eukaryota, Fungi, Glomeromycota, Glomeromycetes, Glomerales, Glomeraceae. The record is from RefSeq and is a predicted model, not a curated record.